UUGUCCCGGAAUUGGAGCUCGGGAGCAGGGUCGAGUGGUCGGCGCGGCGGUCUGGGACCUGGGGCACAGAAAUUCUCAAGUGAAACCAGGAGUCUGAGCCCUGGCAUCUCCAAUCAGAGAAGAUGAAGGACAUCGACGUAGGAAAAGAGUGUAUCAUCCCUAGUCCUGGUUACAGAAAUGUGGGCGAGAGAACCAGUGCUUCCAGACAGGACGAAGAGGACUCCAAAUGCAAGAGAGCUGGGCUGUUGGAAUGUCAAGAUGCCUUGGAGACCGCAGCCCGAGCUGAGGGCCUUUCCCUGGAUGUCUGCCCGCGUUCUCAGCUCAGAAUCCUGGAUGAGGAACAUCCCAAGGGGAAGUACCAUCAUGGCUUAAAUGUUCUGAAGCCCAUUCGGACCACUUCCAAACACCAGCACCCAGUGGACAAUGCUGGGCUCUUCUCCUUUAUGACUUAUUCCUGGCUUUCUCCCCUGGCCUGCCUGGCCUACAAGAAGGGAGAGCUCUCCAUGGAGAACGUGUGGGCUUUGUCCAAGUACGACUCUUCUGAUGUGAACUGCAGAAGACUAGAGAGACUCUGGCAAGAAGAGCUGAAUGAAGUUGGGCCAGAAGCUGCCUCCCUCCGAAGGGUUGUGUGGAUCUUCUGCCGCACCAGGGUCAUCCUCUCCAUCGUGUGCCUGAUGAUCAUGCAGCUGGCUAGCUUCAGUGGACCAGGGUUGUGCUCACCUUUGGGCUAGUUAGCAGCCUUAGAGAUGCCUCCAGGUCGAAGGAAAGGGAACAAUUGAUUUUGGAGUGAGAAGAAGGCUUGUCAGCAGCCGGAAGGAUGUGGGGGCCGCGUUGCCAGAUAAGAAACGGAACUGGCGUGCUGUCCUGGGGCGGAGGGGAAACUGAAUGAGUCUGGCUCUGCACAGGACUGUGCUCCUUUGCUGUGUGUGGACAUGAAAUGACAGUCUUGGUUUGGGAAGGUGUGUCUCUCAGUGCUGUGUGUGGGCGAGAGCAGCCUGGUGUGGCAUAGGCUGUUGAGCUGGUGCCGGUGACACACCAAACACCUGGAGGCAGAGUUGUCACAGGUUUGAUGGUUCUGUAGCAAAUGAGUCCUGAAGAAACUAGAGGACUGUUGAGGUUUUUAGAGUGUAACCUGGAGUCCAUUCUCAGUUUGGUCUGUAUUGUAAACUGUGUGGCAAAUGUUGGGGUGGCAACUGUGGUUUUCUCCUAGUGUGUACUGAAGCAGAGUAGGUAAGAGUAACGUUCACCUGUCUUCUGGACACCUGUUUCUUACACCUGCUGUGCUGCCUUACACUUGAGCCUUUGAUUAAAUCCAUUCUCCACAUAUUUGCCUUGAGGCAUUGGAGCAGUAGUGCUCCUGUACUGUGCAUUUCCCAUGUGUGGGUAAGCUGGAGGUUCAUGGGUUGGGUAAGUAUGUGCCUAAGAUGCAUGGUGAUUAGGUAAAGCUAAUUUACAGUUUUUCUGCUUUUUUUAAAAAAAAUGUUUGAUGCCUUUAAAAAAAAAGUUUUGACCUCUUUUCUGAAGCAAAAACACUCCUUUUCUGGUAUUGGGUUUCUCCGUUUAUUGACCAUCUAACACAUUUUUGUGUAAGUUUUAAGUAAGAGGGACUGUAUAACUGAAUAUUACGUUAUUGACCAGAAUGGCAAACGUUUUCGUAGGGCCAUCUUCCCCCAAGAAGAGCUUCUGUCAUUGUUUCACUACAGGGCUGGUGGCUGCUCUGAUCCUUCAUAGAAUUCUUUCAACUGGGUAGCACGCUGUACAGGCUUUAUUGAUUACAUUUGGCCAAUGCGAGAACUUGUUUGGCUCCUCUCACCAAAAAACUAUUAUUCCAUGGAUGGUGGGGAUUUUCACUUUUUAC
Eptesicus fuscus (big brown bat) is the source of this 1858-nucleotide messenger RNA. RefSeq names its product ATP-binding cassette sub-family C member 5-like. The coding region runs from base 123 to 731 and encodes 202 amino acids. NCBI's taxonomy places the organism in Eukaryota, Metazoa, Chordata, Mammalia, Chiroptera, Vespertilionidae. The transcript is spliced from 6 exons. The record is from RefSeq and is a predicted model, not a curated record.